AUGCCUUUAUGGUAUUAUGAUAAAAAAGAAAUAAAAUCUACACCAUCUAUACAAGAUGGUGUUGAUCAAGAAACUGAACAACGUUAUCGACGCGAAGGUUGUCGUUUCAUUCUUGAUCUUGGUAUUCGACUUGGCUUACGAUCAGAAACAAUGGGUACGGGAGCCGUAUUUUUUCAUCGAUUUUAUAUGUUUCAUUCAUUCAAACAAUAUCCACGAUACGCAAUGGCAACAUGUUGUUUAUUUCUAUCCGGUAAAGUUGAAGAAACACCAAAAAAAAUUCGUGAUAUUAUGAAAACAGCACGCCAAAUACUUGAAGGACCUCGUGAACGUUAUAUUCCAACAUUAGGCGAUGAAAAAGGAGAUUUAAUCUUACAAUAUGAACGCAUUUUAUUACCGACUGUUAAAUUUGACUUUUGUAUCGCAAGUCCGUAUUCGUUUCUUAAACAAUACGCAAAGACAAUUGUCGGCGAUAAAGAACAAAUACGGCAAAUGUUUCAAAUGGCUUGGACAUUUGUUAACGAUAGUUAUUGUACAACAUUAUGUCUACAAUGGGAGCCAGAAAUUAUUGCAAUAGCUGUGUUAUAUCUUGCUUGUAAAUUAUCAAAAUUUGAAAUAACAGAUUGGACGACAAAAAAAGAAAAUAGUAAACAGAAAUGGUGGGAACAAUUUGUUGACGGCUUAACAAAAGACAUUAUUGAAGAUAUUUGCCAUCAACAUUUGGAUCUUUACUCAAAAAAUAGUUUAGCAGCUGCAGCAGCAGGCAAUGGUACGAUGAUGAAUCCAUCAGUGAUGCUUACACCAACCCAAACAAAUUCUACUGUAACAUCACCUAUACAACCUAUUGCUAUUGAAUCACCGUCGACAGCACGAUCUAUUCCAUCGACUAAACGAGCACGAGUUGAUGAUGAAUCCAAUUAUCGAUCUUCACGAAAUAAUCAUCAUCAUCAUCAUUCAUCAAGUGUAGGCGGUACUCAAGCAAAUCCUUCUGGUUCAUCUUCAACAUCUUAUCAUCAUUCAUUGUCACAUGAUGAAUCAUCUCGACGAUCAUUAACUGCACCGCCUCCACCACCACCACCGCCGCCGCCACCUCCUCCUCCACCGCCACUUCCACCUCCUCAAUCGGCUGUCGUGCCACCGCCGUCUCAUCAAAACUUUUACAUGAGACCGCCGAUGCCGCCACCAAUGCCUCCUAUGCCACCAGCUAUGUUUGCACAAUCACUUCGCGGUCAAAUACCAUCCAGUAAUCCAUGGCCACCACCACCACCUCUACCGCCAAUGUAG
Molecule: messenger RNA, 1281 nt
Organism: Rotaria socialis
Lineage: Eukaryota; Metazoa; Rotifera; Eurotatoria; Philodinida; Philodinidae
Source: the annotation of a GenBank genome assembly